AAGAGAAGAUUCAGAUAAGUUUUUACUCUUGAAAACGAAAGACUUUGUUAGUUUAUGAUUUAAAGAAUCGCUAAUAAAAGAUGGUUAUACCAUAUAAAACAUUAAUUUUUGUGCUGGCUGUUUUGCACUUUAUCGCUGCAGAACAAGUUAAUUUGACUGAUACCCAAGCAAGGAGAAAACGUGGCAAUAACGCAGGAAAUAACCUUGUAAAGGAAUUUUUAAAAUCAAACUUAAUACACAAUAAUGUACGCAGCAACACAUUGCCAAUACAAUAUUGUCAGCGUGGAAGCAGACGAACAAAGCGUCAAUUGCCUCAGGGUCAUGACAUGUUCGAUCGUAUUGUUCAAGAAUUGCGUGCCGCCGCCAUCAAUCAACCCAAUCAACCGUACUGUUCUAACAGGGAUAUGAGACCGUACAAUGACGUUUAUUUUCCUUUCGAAGAAAUAAUUGAACGAAAAGAUAUUGAUAGAGUCAAACAACCACUUUACGUUACCAAGUAUAUGAAAGCAACUAUAAAAAGCUCUCAUGCCGGCCGUCGACGUAUCGCUAUUCCCAAACAUAUACAAGAUUAUUUGGAUCUCGUUGGUUUCAUACAUGGUCGAGGAAAUCGCGACCCAAAUGCCGACCAAGUUGGUCAUUUGUUGGCUUAUUCCUUGGGCGGAACUAACGAUGAUACCUUCAAUUUUGCUCCACAGACCACACGACUCAACACACAGGCCGAAGGUUCUUAUUCCAUUUGGUGGGGCGAAGAGAGGGUCAUGAGUGAAUUUUUGAAGGCUAAACCCAAUCGUAAGAUAAAUUGGGAAUUACUUGUCUUGCACCCGCCAUUGACGGCAACCGGAGACUUGCGUUUGCGGCCAAUCGGUUUCUGUAUGCGACACAUAAAUUACAAUGAACAUGGUGUCAUGGUUGAUAAUUAUAAUAAACCAAUCCGUCAACGUGAUUCUGUCCUGUGCUUCAGCAAUGACGCUCAAGACGAGUGUCGAUACGAGACAUUGUGAACAUAAUUUCUUAAUUGCAUGAAUCAUUUCAUGAUUCACAAUUCAUGAUUCACGUUUCACGAUUCAUGAUUCAUGA
This is a messenger RNA of Episyrphus balteatus (marmalade hoverfly), 1077 nucleotides long. RefSeq lists its product as uncharacterized. NCBI's taxonomy places the organism in Eukaryota, Metazoa, Arthropoda, Insecta, Diptera, Syrphidae. The record is from RefSeq and is a predicted model, not a curated record. The coding region runs from base 81 to 1001 and encodes 306 amino acids. The transcript has 3 exons.